AUGAUAUUAAUCUCGAUAUUAUUGACUUUAUUUUAUGUAGAGGCGGUCGUUGUCCCUUGGCUGGAUGACGAUCCCUUUAUUGACGUUACAAAACCAUCGAAACAAGAAUUAGGAUUCCCACCCGUUCUACCCCCUAACGAAAUCACAGACGACACUAGAAGCUUACCGUCGGAAGGUUUUAUACCUGAUUACGUUUUAAAACACUGCCCACUAGUCCAUCUUUACAGCGAGGAAGAAUACUGGCCUACCGAUGUCUCUGAAUUUAUCCACCAUUUUAGAGUUAUGACUAAUGAAGGAAAGUUGCUUCGAAACGGUACUUUGGACUUGAAAGACUUGAAAGAAGAGUUUCUUGAUCUUGAAGAUCCUCAAGAAGUGGUUGAGAGCUCGGAUACCUAUCUAUCCUCUUUAGAUGAUUUUGACAAAGAUCCACGUUGGAUGCUUGGUCACAAACCAGAGUAUAGCUCUGGUCGAAUCAAUGAUGCACCUGCUGUUCUUAUCGUGGUGGAUAAGGGUAACGGCUGGGUAGAUGCUUAUUGGUUUUAUUUCUACGCAUUUAACCUGGGACCAUUUAUUAUGGGUUACGGGCCGUGGGGCAACCAUGUCGGUGAUUGGGAACACUCUCUGGUUAGGUUCUAUGAGGGUGAACCAAAAUAUUUAUGGAUGAGCGCGCAUGGUGGUGGUGGCUGCUAUCAAUUUGACGCCAUUGAGAAAAAGAAACGCUACAACUACAUUCAUGGGAAGCCUACUCCUGAAGUUGUUGAGAGGCCACUAAUCUUCAGUGCAAGAGGAACACACGCAAAUUACGCAUCUGUUGGCCAGCACGCUCACGACGUUCCCUUUUUCUUUAGUGCAUUGAGUGAUUUCACGGAUCGCGGUCCAUUAUGGGAUCCAGCGUUGAAUUUCCUGGGUUACACAUAUAACGGAACAAAUGUGACACCAGUUUCAAAAAGAGAAGAGGAAUUGGGUACCAGUUGGCUUACGUAUAAAGGGCGCUGGGGUGACAAACAGUUGCCUUGGAGUGACCCUAGACAAAGAUGGUGUCCUGUGCAGUGGAGGUACAUCGAGGGGCCAACCGGACCUCUCACCAAAAAUUUAGAGCGUACAGGGCUUUGCCAGAGAAUGAAAUGGGGUAACAUUUUGCGUGUGUGUACGCCAAGAAGAACUAUCAAGCGCGGCCAAGGGUUAGAUGCAGAGAGAAAUGAUAUGGUGGGAGAUAAUUGUGGUGUUCUGCUGUAUCGCAUACGGCCAAAAUGGUUACGUUCGCUCUUCAGAAUUGCCAUGUGGCGUGGCGUUGCAUGUUUUCUGAUGGAUUACUUUACUGGUUAA
Messenger RNA from Lachancea fermentati, 1326 nucleotides. NCBI's taxonomy places the organism in Eukaryota, Fungi, Ascomycota, Saccharomycetes, Saccharomycetales, Saccharomycetaceae. The record is from the annotation of a GenBank genome assembly.